UGGACACUGAUUUGGUUCCGUUUGCGUCUACGGACGAGCAUCGUUGUCAUUAGCGCAGCUUCUCUCCUUCUUCAUCUCUCUCUCUCUCUCUCUCUCUCUCUUGGUGGUUUCUCUCUCCCCGUUUCCUGCGCUUUGAUUCGGUUCGGUUCGGUUUCGUUCGGUUUCUUGAAAGCCAAACCUUGCCCCAUUCCCAGAGACGCACGGGAAAGUCAUUGAUUCGAAUCUUAUCCGGUUCGCUUUCUCGACCUUCGGUCUUCUUCCACUCUGCUUCUUGAACUGUGUUUUGGUUUCAAGAAUUUCGUCGCCGGAGUGGGCCAAUUGAAAUUCAUCUUAAUGAAGGCUGUUCAGCAAAAUGGACUUUUCUCUGGUUUGGCUGCUGGUGGUUUUGAUGGAGAAGCAAAAAAUAAAAGGAAAUAUUUCCCUGUUUCUAGAUGUUCAGUUAACAUCAAGAGAAAGGAUGUCAAGGGGGUUUCCUCAAUCAACACCCUGAAGAGUUCUUGUUUAGGUAGUCACCAUUCUGAGUUGUGCUCUUCUUCAGCUGCAUGCAGAAAACGUGUUCUGACUGUGAACUGCAGUCAGUCCUGUUCAGAUUAUGAUAAAGGUCCCUAUAAUGCCAAUACCCAGAAUGCUGAUCAUCUCUUUGGUAGCUUCAAGGAUGGCAUUCUUAAGUUGUUCAGAAGUCCUCUCGACCGAGCAGAUUCUGGAGAUGUUAAAAGUGAGCUCGUACUUCUUGCGUUACCGGCUGUAGUCGGACAAGCUCUUGAUCCACUGGCACAACUUUUGGAGACAGCAUAUAUUGGUAGACUAGGUCCCUUGGAGUUGGCUUCUGCUGGGAUUUCAAUUUCAAUUUUUAACAUCAUAUCAAAGAUCUUUAAUGUUCCUCUUCUUAGCAUCACAACGUCUUUUGUAGCAGAAGACAUUGCAAAGAAUCCUACUCGACAACAUGUGGAAAAUUAUGAGCAUGGAGAAACUUUAAAUGAGGUAGGAGCGAGGAUGCGAUUACCAUCUGUCUCCACAGCUUUACUUUUGGCUGCAGCCAUUGGUACCAUUGAAGCUUUAGCCUUAUAUUUUGGAGCUGGUAUCUUUCUCAGCAUGAUGGGCAUAUCAACUAUUUCGCCAAUGAGAUACGCAGCACAGCAAUUUCUCUCUCUGAGAGCCUUGGGUGCUCCUGCAGUUGUUAUUACUCUGGCUGUUCAAGGCGUUUUCCGUGGUUUUAAAGAUACAAAGACACCUCUGCUGUGUAUAGGGCUGGGCAAUCUUUCUUCUGUCAUUCUUCUUCCACUUCUUGUUUAUAAUUUUCGCUUGGGUAUAAUUGGAGCUGCUUUUGCUACCAUUGCUUCUCAGUAUAUUACAACUCUUUCGCUUAUGUGGUGUCUCAGUAAAAGAGCUGUUAUUUUACCUCCCAAAUUUGGUGAUCUACAAUUUGAGGGGUAUAUGAAAUCAGGGGGUUAUAUGCUUGGAAGGACUCUUUCUAUCUUAUUGACCCUAACCUUUGGAACAUCAAUGGCUGCUCAACUUGGGCCAUUGGCUAUGGCUGCUCAUCAAAUAUGUUUGCAAGUAUGGUUAGCUGUAUCCCUCCUUUCAGAUGCAUUGGCUGUUUCUGCUCAGGCACUUAUUGCGAGCUCUAUUGCAAGAUUUGAUUACGAUAGAGUGAAAGAGAUUACAUACUAUGUCUUAAAGUUGGGAGUCUUUGCUGGUAUAGCCCUGGCUAUAGUCAUUAGUGCUUCAUAUAGCAAUAUUGCGGAGUUAUUCACCAAGGAUGCAGAAGUGCUUCAGAUUGUUAAAAGUGGUGUACUGUUUGUUUGCAUCACUCAACCCAUCAAUUCUCUUGCCUUUAUUUUUGAUGGGCUACAUUAUGGUGUUUCUGAUUUUUCUUAUGCAGCAUAUUCUUCUAUGAUGGUCGGAGUAAUGUCUUCAAUUUGUUUGCUUUAUGCUCCUUCUUUCUUUGGUAUUGCGGGAGUUUGGAUGGGAUUGACCCUUUUAAUGGCUUUGCGCAUGGUUGCAGGAAUUAUGAGAUUAUGCUGGAAAGGAGGCCCGUGGUGGUUUCUGCAGUCGGCCACUGAGGUCUCCAAGGUUACCAGUUGAAACAGAUUAAUUGGACAAGUACAAGUACAUAUCACUUGGACUAAGACGUCUCAUAUGGAUGUGCCUGAGACGGAAACAUCCCGGAGAACUUCUUCGGCUUCUCAGAUCUCCUGGCGAGCUUUUGUAAUGUGAGUCAUUUGAUUUGCAUGAUUGCUAAAUUAUCCGAUAUUUAACCAGUAGUUCUGAAGUCCUGGGCCAUUUCAGUUCACUUUUGUAGCUGUGUUAUUUAAGAAGUUGAUGUACAAACUUUAGAGUAGCUUAAUGAUUAAAUGACGCCAUUUUGAUUAGAUAA
Dioscorea cayenensis subsp. rotundata (Guinea yam) is the source of this 2377-nucleotide messenger RNA. RefSeq names its product protein DETOXIFICATION 45, chloroplastic. Gene Ontology annotation, biological process: transmembrane transport. Gene Ontology annotation, cellular component: membrane. Gene Ontology annotation, molecular function: antiporter activity; xenobiotic transmembrane transporter activity. The coding region runs from base 334 to 2085 and encodes 583 amino acids. Lineage: Eukaryota; Viridiplantae; Streptophyta; Magnoliopsida; Dioscoreales; Dioscoreaceae. The transcript has 16 exons. The record is from RefSeq and is a predicted model, not a curated record.